CUGCCCUUUAACAUUUAACGAGCAAGAUCCACUGCAAAUUACAAUUAGACCUCCCGAUCACGAAACCCUAAACCCUUAGCUCUCCUUCCUCCUCCGCUCCUCAUUCCACUGAUCCAAAACAUCUUCUUCCUCCUCUUCUGAUUUGGAGUAAUCCACAGCAGUGGUCGCCUCUCGCGAGUUCGUCCAUCUUCUUCCUUCCCUGCCGUCUGUCCAUCGAAGCAGACCUAGGGUUUGGAGCAGGGGACCUUGUCGCGCCAACUUAUUGAAACGACGGGUCUGGAAGUUGUUCGGGGAUUGCUUGACAUAUACUAGUCGAGAUCUGACUUGUAGGCACGAAGACCAAGAAUUUUGAGGCGAUUUGCAGGGGCGCGGUGGAUACAACUGAGACCAUUCAACACUGACACCCCCUCUUGUUCUCUUUUAUGAGAAACACUUCUGAUAGAUCGGCAGUUCGGCAAUCGGCAGUGACAGUCCGGCAAUCGCUGAUAUCCAAGCUCGAAUCCCCACCAGUCCGGCAUCGGCAAUCCCUGGUCUCCAUUCUCAAAGCUCCUGUUUGAGUUCAAGUGGCAUAUCUCCUAAUAAUUUGUUUAGAUGCCAUUCAUGAUCUCCUAAAAUCCUACAAAAAGAAAGACAGUGAUGGAGCAGCGAUUGGAGGAUUCCACUGCUAGUUGACGAACUGGCUAGACCUUCGUCCGCUAGAAGGAUGGCUGCUCGGCAGAUCUCUUUUUCUGAAGAUAUUUUAAAGGAAGAAUUACCUAAAUAGUUUGAACUGCCACAUAUUCCUGAAUAUAAUGGAUCUUCUGAUCCUGAAGAUCAUUUGUGUCGGUUUAAGAAUGUAGCCCUGUUAUACAGAAGGGAUCAAGUGCCGUCUCUUUCUCACCACCUUAGCGGGGCCGGCUCUGCGAUGGUUCAAUACGCUGCGACCCGGAUCUGUGUCUUCUUUUGAUGAAUUCACAACACUAUUUCUCCGCUACUUUUUUAGUUCCAAGUGGUACACACCCACCCCGCUCAGCUUAUUCAAUCUAAAACAGAAGUCUCAAGAAACUCUGCGCAAGUACAUCCAACGGUUCACCUGUGCUGCAUUGGAAAUACCUUCGGGAGUACUAGAAAUUUUGAUGGGCGCCUUCGUCCAAGGACUCAGAGAAGGGGAUUUUUUCCAUUCUCUAUUAGAGGAACCUGCAACGGAUUAUGAAAUGCUUCUUGCAAGGGCUGAGGAGUAUAUCAAUCUGGAGGAGGCUUUACGAGCUCGACAAGAACAAAGAGGAUCUUGGCCGGUUGAAGCUUCAGAACAUCAUCUCGAGUAGCCCCCUCCUCGACCUGUUCGACAUGUUCAACAGAUGUAACCGCCUUAUACUCUACGAUAUUCUAAAGAAAGGGCUAUGCAAAUUUGUGAUGAGCAUCAAUUCUUGAGAAGACCUAGAGGCUUUGAACAGGGGCUUCAAAGACGACCCUCCCCCGCUUUAUGUGAUUUUCAUCAGUAAUAUGGGCAUGCCACACAUAACUGUCGAGGAUUAGAAUGGGAGAGUGGGUCAUUGAGACCUAUCCUCAUAUGAGAAAUAUAUUGACCGACCCUGCUGCUUAUCAACACACACCACCUCCACGCUAUCCUCCCAGACAAGGUUAUCCAAGUCCUCCCCAUCCGGCCCCGCCUCCUCAGAAUCAUCCAGUAGCACCUCAACAAGAAAGGGCGCCAAUACCGAAUCGUGACUCCAAUCUUGUCAGAAGUAGUCAAAAUGAAGCAGUUGGUGGUGAUUGCCGCAGUUUGAUGUUUUCUAAGUAUAAGAAAAGAAGAAUGUUCUACAAUGGGGAUGUAGGCUCCUUGCUACCUACUUUGUACUCCUCAGACUAUUUUACCAAGCCCUCAAUUGACGAGUUGGCAGCACUAGAGACGAUUGACUCAGGUUAUUGUAGCCGAGUUCCUGAUUUCACUAUUGGAAGAGUGGGUUAUGGUCAAAUUAAAUUCAUAGGAAGCACUGAUGUCAGAUGGUUACAUUUGGACCAGAUUGUAAAAUUUGACAGGAAUUCAGUGGUGGUAUAUACUGAUGAGGCUGACAAACCCCCAGUGGGUCAAGGCCUUAACAAAGCUGCUGAAGUAACUUUGACCCUGAAACUAAAAUCAUUAGAUGCUCAUUCUCCGGAAUUAGAUAGAUUCGGUGAUAUACUAAGGAAACGUGCUGAUAGACAAGGAGCCGUCUUUGUCUCAUUUGAUUUGUCAAGUGGCAAUUGGACAUUCCUAGUGCAUCAUUUCAGUAGAUUUGGAUUGGAUGAUGAAGAAGAAGAGGAUAUUGUCAUGAUUGACAACGAUAGUGAUUCAACCGCAGAGGUAAACGAAUUUCCUGCACAUUCUGCUGGGGCUGUGUUAUCUCAUUCACUUCCAGCUCAUCUGGGUCUUGAUCCUGUAAGAAUGCAAGAAUUGAGGGCAUUGAUGUUUUCUGCUGAGGAGUAUGAAGAUCUUAAUGGAUCGUUCCAAAAGAUUAAUAGUUACAACAAGGAACAGUUAAAGGAGGAUUCCCCAGUUAUCAAUGGCAAAAUAUUGGCUAAUACAACAAUAUUACAUGGUUCUUCCAGGAAGGGAAGGAUUCAAAUUAGUUCUUCACCCAUUCGAAGACCCUCUCAAGCCCUACUGGAGUACAAUCUAAAUAACACUGACUUGAGCCCAUCAAGGGACAUUUUUCUGAGUGGUCAUAGGAAGGGGUUGCCACUAACUAGGCUGACAAAGGUAGAGGGGUUUAGACUGGAGGAGAAGCACCAAACUCCUUUAUCUGGAGGAUACUCUAAGAAUAUAGUAGAUGCUGCUUUGUUCAUGGGUAGAUCUUUUCGAGUUGGAUGGGGACCGAAUGGCAUACUUGUUCAUAGUGGUACUCCAGUAGGCAGUCCAAGCUGUGGAUUAUCUUCUCAAGUAAAUAUACAAAAGGUUGCUAUGGACAAAACUGUGAGAGAUAAGAACAAUAAAAUCAAUGAGGAGCUUGUUGAUUUGCAUUUUUCUUCUUUGAUGAAUCUCCACAAGUCGGUAGAACAUGAAACUUCCCAAUUGGUGCAUGAUUCUUUCAAAUUAAAGCUUCUGCGAGUUGAAUGCAGUCGUUUGACUCUUCCUGAAAUUUGCCAGGCUUAUAUUGAGACUAUUGAGAAGGCACAUGAGAUUUCUGAGUUAUCUACAUCUAACCGUGUGUUCUUGAUGCACCAAGUAUCUAUUUGGGCAUUGGUAAGAGUUCUAUUUUCAGAGAGGGAAACAAAUGAACAGUCAAAUGAUGAUGAUAGGGAAGGAAUGAUGCUUGAUACGAAGGAUGACUCUCUUGACAUGGACGUUGAGGCAAAACCUUUCGCUCGGAGAGCAGAAUUUUCUUUUUGGCUGCAAGAGAGUGUUUGCCAUCGAGUUCAGGAUGAGAUAACCUACUUAAAUGAUUCUAGUGAUUUGGAGCAGAUACUUGUACUUUUAACUGGACGGCAGCUGGAUGCAGCAGUUGAGCUUGCUGCUGCAAGAGGAGAUGUCCGACUAGCUAUUUUACUAAGUCAGGCUGGUGGGUCAAUGGUCAGUCGUUCUGACAUGGCACAACAGUUGGAUAUCUGGAGAAUGAAUGGCAUGGAUUUUAAGUUUAUUGAGAAUGAUAGGUUAAAGUUGUAUGAGUUGCUUGCAGGUAAUAUACAAGAUGCAUUCCAGGUUUCAUCCAUUGACUGGAAAAGGUUUCUAGGGUUGAUAAUGUGGUAUCAACUUCCUCCUGAUACCCCAUUGUCUGUGGUAUUUCAUACUUAUCAGCAGCUUCUCUGUGAAAAAAGAGCUCCUCAUCCUGUCCCAGUUUACAUUGAUGAAGGACCUCUUGAGGAAGAAGAAGUGGACUGGAACAUUGGUGAUAAUCAUGACCUUGCAUAUUAUGUUAUGCUUCUUCAUGCUAAUGAAGACAAGAACUUCAACCAACUGAAAACCAUGUUUAGUGCAUUCUCUUCCACAUAUGAUCCACUUGACUACCACAUGAUCUGGCACCAGCGUGCCAUAUUGGAAGCUAUUGGUGCAUUUAGUUCAAAAGAUCUUAGUAUACUUGACAUGAGUUUUGUUGACCAGUUGCUAUGUCUUGGGUUGUGCCAUUGGGCAAUUUAUGUUGUUCUGCACAUGCCUUACUGCGAUGAUGCACCAUAUAUCCAGGCUAAGCUUAUUAAACAGAUUCUGUGUCAAAAUUGUGAAAUUUGGAGCUCUCAAGAGAAUCAAUAUCAGUUUAUUGAAGAACUUGGUAUACCAUCAGAAUGGAUGCAUGAGGCUCUGGCAAUAUACUUCGAGUAUCAGGGAGAUUUGCCAGAGGCCCUGGAACAUUUUCUUAGAUGCUUUAAUUGGAAAAAAGCUCACUCAAUCUUCAUUACAUCAGUGGCUCAUCACUUAUUCCUAUCAUCUCAGGAUGAAGAGAUUUGGAGAAUCACAAGUUUCAUGGAAGAACAUAAGUCUGAAAUUUCUGACUGGGACCUGGGUGCUGGAAUUUAUUUUGAUUUCUACAUUCUAAGGAGUUCAUUGAAAGAGGGGGACAUCAUGAGUGAAACGGACCCUCUUGGAAAGAAAAAUGAUGAAUGCAGAAGCUUUUUUACUCGUUUAAGUGAAUCUCUAUUGAUUUGGGAAAUCAGAUUGCCUGCUGAUGCAAGGUUAACCUACGCAAAGAUGUCAGAAGAACUGUGUAAUCUGCUGAUGUCCAUUCCUGGUUUGAGCUCCACAGCGAUGGUUCAGAUGAGCUGCUUUGACACGAUGCUCAUUGCUCCCACUCCGGAAGAUAUGCGAUCCAGUCAUCUGCAGAGCGCGGUUUCAGUCUUCACUUAUUUUCUAUCAGAGAUCUCAACAUGAAUUCUGUAUCAGUGUCAUCUUUUGCCUUUAAACGUCGUUGUCGGAAGAUCCAAUUGUAACCGUGAUGUGAGAUGUCUGCUCGUGUAAAUUCCUGAGUCUUUCUAGUAUGCGAUCUAAUUUGUAAUGAAAAGAAUGGUGAAUCGGUGAAACAUAUUUGAGAUCUAAUGGGUCGAAUCA
Zingiber officinale is the source of this 4996-nucleotide messenger RNA. RefSeq names its product nuclear pore complex protein NUP96-like. The coding region runs from base 1517 to 4819 and encodes 1100 amino acids. Gene Ontology annotation, molecular function: structural constituent of nuclear pore. Lineage: Eukaryota; Viridiplantae; Streptophyta; Magnoliopsida; Zingiberales; Zingiberaceae. The transcript is spliced from 10 exons. Gene Ontology annotation, biological process: nucleocytoplasmic transport. Gene Ontology annotation, cellular component: nuclear pore. The record is from RefSeq and is a predicted model, not a curated record.